Caenorhabditis angaria is the source of this 584-nucleotide messenger RNA. NCBI's taxonomy places the organism in Eukaryota, Metazoa, Nematoda, Chromadorea, Rhabditida, Rhabditidae. The record is from the annotation of a GenBank genome assembly.
AUGAGAAAAUCUGUAAUUUUCUUCUUAAUCUCUGUCAAUUUCGUAAAUUCGGUUUAUAAAUCGAAACAGCAGCCGAAUUUGUUAAAAAAGACUGUAGACAAUAGUGUGACUUGCGAUUUCUCAAUUCAUAAACAGGGACCAAAUGGAGCCCGAGUUUCUGGUAAGAGGCUCUACAAUUUUUCUGGAAUCAAAAUUAAAAAUAUAUAUUCAGGAGCGAGUUUGGACGAUGAAAUAUACUACAAAAUCCGAUGUAAGCAAAUUCCUGGAAAUUGUCUGCAAGUCGUAAACUGCACAUUGAGCUCAGACGAACCUGGUUUCCAACCGUAUGCAAUUAUUGAUGACAAUGGAUGUAGCUUGGAAGAGUCCCUUUUCAAAAACGUCCAGGUACAGUGCACACACGGGAAUCAGCUCAUUCUCGAAUAAUGGUAAUAAUUAAUUUCCAGUAUCCCACCAAUUUCGAAGCUGGAAUUUUUAAUCCGUUCCCAAUCCGUUUCCGAGCUUCUUCAUCAGCCGUCGUUUUGUUUUGUGUUACAACAGUUGUUCCGAUUGAGGCGGGAAAGUGUACACGACGAAUUUGUCAAUGA